UUUCCAAAAGGUCUAACAGCUGUGAUACAAACACAGCAGACUGUGAUGGCAGCAGUAGGAGAAGAUGUCCAUCUCAGCUGUCAGCUCAUGCAGUCUAAAGAUGUUCUUCAGGUCACAUGGCAGAAACUUUCACCUGAUGGGAAGAACAAGAAUUUUGCCACCUACAACAAACAGUUUGGACAAACAGUGAAUCCUGGUUUUCAGGGGAAAGUGGAGUUUAAAGAUGCUGGACUGCAGAACUGCUCCAUAGUUAUCAGGAAGGUGAUGGAGCAGGAUGAAGGCUGCUAUCUCUGUUUGUUUAACACGUUUCCUGAUGGUUCUCUGACAGGCAGAACCUGCCUCCAACUCUAUGGUCUAACAGCUGUGAUACAAACACAGCAGACUGUGAUGGCAGCAGUAGGAGAAGAUGUCCAUCUCAGCUGUCAGCUCAUGCAGUCUAGAGAUGUUCCUCAGGUCACAUGGCAGAAACUUUCACCUGAGGGGAAGAAGAAGAAUCUUGGCAGCUACAACAAAUACUUUGGACAAACAGUGAAUGCUGGUUUUCAGGGGAAAGUGGAGUUUAAAGAUGCUGGACUGCAGAAUUGCUCCAUAGUUAUCAGGAAGGUGAUGGAGCGUAGUUCACAUGAGAUCUAUAUGAGCUGA
Messenger RNA from Thunnus maccoyii (southern bluefin tuna), 642 nucleotides. RefSeq names its product OX-2 membrane glycoprotein-like. The coding region runs from base 46 to 642 and encodes 198 amino acids. The transcript has 3 exons. The record is from RefSeq and is a predicted model, not a curated record. Lineage: Eukaryota; Metazoa; Chordata; Actinopteri; Scombriformes; Scombridae. Gene Ontology annotation, molecular function: cell-cell adhesion mediator activity.